ACCAAGAUGGCGCUGUCGAAUGGAUGUGCAUGUAGGAUCGGACCUUCUAUAUUGAAUGCCGAUCUCUCGGACCUGGCCUCUGAAUGUCAACGGUUCAUGAAUUGUGGAUCUGACUAUAUGCAUCUUGAUGUGAUGGACGGUCAUUUUGUGCCCAAUCUGACAUUCGGUCAUCCCGUGGUGGAAUGUUUGAGGCCGAAACUGCCUGGAGUUUUCUUUGAGAUGCACAUGAUGGUCUCCGAUCCUGAAAAGUGGGUGUCGUCUAUGGCUGAUGCUGGAGCAGACAUGUACUCCUUCCACCUGGAGGCAGCUGAGGAUCCAGGAAGAUGUAUCAGGAUGAUUAAGGAGGCCGGAAUGAAGGUGGGUCUGGCCAUUAACCCCCCGACCGGUGUAGAUGGUGUGCUGCCUUAUAUGGACAUGGUGGAUCUUGUGCUCGUCAUGACCGUCAACCCCGGCUUUGGGGGACAGAAGUUUAUGGGGGAAUGUUUGUCAAAGGUGCAGUUCCUGCGUGAAAAGUCCCGGAGCCUGGACAUCGAGGUUGACGGUGGCGUGGGUCCCAGCACCAUCCAGCAGUGUGCCGAGGCAGGGGCAAAUGUCAUCAUUUCAGGAAGUGGCAUCAUCAAAAGUGACAAUCCAAGGGAGACAAUCAGCUACAUGCGCCACAUAGUGGAUGAAGUGCUCAGAAAGCAUCACUGGAGCGAUGAUCUCUUGCAUGUGCUUGUUGUUAAUCCAUGUCAUAGGAAGGUGUAAGCCACAUCUUUACAUGAUGUUGGCUUGUUUGUCGGAGGAAUUUUUUUAAUGUCACAUGGUAUCAAGCCCAUAUUUUAUGCUGACGUUAAGCGUUAAACUGCA
This is a messenger RNA of Haliotis rubra (blacklip abalone), 849 nucleotides long. RefSeq names its product ribulose-phosphate 3-epimerase-like. Gene Ontology annotation, cellular component: cytosol. Gene Ontology annotation, biological process: pentose-phosphate shunt, non-oxidative branch; pentose-phosphate shunt; carbohydrate metabolic process. Gene Ontology annotation, molecular function: metal ion binding; D-ribulose-phosphate 3-epimerase activity. Lineage: Eukaryota; Metazoa; Mollusca; Gastropoda; Lepetellida; Haliotidae. The record is from RefSeq and is a predicted model, not a curated record.